CAUUGACGUAAACUUCGUUUACUUUACACUCCAUAUUAUUAAUGCCAUAAUAAUUAUAAGGAUUUAAAACAAUAAUUUCCACACGAACAAUAUGGCAGAAUGAUAGUAUUAGAGGGAGAUGACACAAUGGACGGUGGGAAGCAGGCCCGUCUUUCACGCCCACACCGAAUCAGCGAGUCUUCAAAGGUAUAUCGAUGGGCAGACCAAGCAAGCUACCUUCUGCAGGGUUUGAAUGAACAGAGAGAGUGUGGUCAGCUAUGUGAUGUAAUCUUGGUGGCUAACGAGCAGCGUGUACUUGCGCACCGGGCCCUACUAGCGGUCUCCAGCCCUUAUUUCCAGGCCAUGUUUACUUUGGGCAUGCGAGAGGAGCGUCAGACUGAGGUGGAGCUGGUGGGCGCCUCCUACGUUGGUGUGAAAGCAGUUGUGGAUUUCCUGUAUAGUGGUGAGCUGCCUCUGGAUGGCGGAAACAUCGACUCCGUGCUGGAAACUGCUCACCUGUUGCAGAUGUGGCGGGCUGUGGAUUUCUGCUGCCAGUACUUGGAGAAGGAGGUGAAUGAAGAGAACUACCUGUAUCUGCAGGAGCUGGCCCUACUUUACAGCCUGGAUAGGCUGGAUACCUUCAUAGAUCGCUUCAUCCUGGAGCGAUUUGCCACACUCUCUUUCACGCCUGAGUUCAUGAGGGCCAUGCGCUUGUCUAAGCUGUGCUCUUAUCUGUCAAGUGAGCAUGUGCAGCAUGAGAGCGAACAGACCCUGCUGCAGGCUGCACUGCAGUGGCUGAGCCACAUACACGAGCGGCUGGCAUUCGCCCACCAGCUCCUCUCCAAUGUCCGUUUCGCCCUGAUCCCACCAGAGGACCUGGCGGAACGUGUAUUGCCGGCUAUGCGUGCACUGCUGCCAUUGGACUCCAGCUGUGAGGCCCUUGUGGAGGAGGCGCUGGGCUACCACGCCCGCAUCAGUGCCCAGCCCGUGCUGCAGACUGUCCUCUCUGGCCUGAGAGGAGGAGUGGAGCGCCUCCUGCUGGUUGGAGGGGAGGUGUAUGAACGCGGGGAGGAGCUGAGCACCGAAGUGUGCUGGCUGGACGCAGAAGCGGGUGCAUGGUUGGUGGAGACCCAGCUGCCGGCUCAGAGGAGCCACCACUGUGUGACUGUGCUGGGAGGGUUCAUCUUCAUCGCUGGGGGAAGCUCUUCACGGGACAAUGGGGGAGGGGCUGCAAGUAACCUUCUCUACAGAUAUGACCCCCGAAACAACACGUGGGUUAAGGGUGCUCCUAUGAAUCAGCGGCGGGUGGAUUUCUAUCUUGGCACCAUGGGGCAGUUUCUGAUUGCUGUUGGGGGCCGCAAUGACAGUGGGGCACUGUCCUCUGUUGAAGUCUACCAUCCUGUUGAGGAUUACUGGACCUAUGUAGCAGGAUUGCCCAGAUUCACAUAUGGCCAUGCAGGUACCAUGCACAAAGGUGUAGUGUAUAUCUCAGGAGGCCAUGACUAUCAGAUCGGCCCUUACCGGCGUGACAUGCUAAGUUAUGAUCCCAGUGCUGGGGACUCGUGGACAGAGAGGCAGGCCAUGACCCUGGCUCGAGGGUGGCACUGCAUGGCCUCACUACAGGACAAAAUCUAUGCUAUUGGGGGCAGUGACGACCACGAGGACAGUAUGGAACGCUUCGACGUGCUAGAGGUGGAGGCCUUUGACCCACAGACGGAGCAGUGGAGCAGGGUGGCCCCGCUGCGCAUUCCCAACAGCGAGGCAGCGGUAGCGGUAUGUGGCGGGAAGAUCUAUGUGAUGGGAGGCUACACCUGGGAGCACAUGGACUUCUCAGAGGACACUCAAGUGUUCAUUCCAGAAAAGGGCCAGUGGGUGAUUGGGCCUUGCCUGCCCAGGUACAUUGCAGGGGCCUCAGCUUGUGUGUGCACUGUUCGGCCUCAGCAGUCCUGCAGCCCAGAACAGGACAGGACAAGACCGAAGGGGGGUGACAAGCAGAAUGCCAGUCAAGGACAGGACAGGUGACUAUAGGAGGACAUUGGUAUUUCAUAAAGUGCCCUAAGGGUAGGUGUGUUUAUCUACUCAACAUGCAGAUUGCAACAGUAAGGGCAUAAGCUGACCAGUGUCUGUGAACUGCUGAUUGAGAAGGUGGAAUGGCUCAGAGUGCUAUAUUCAGUGAUUUCUGAAUGUACUGGCUGCAGUAAUAUACAGAUCAUCUCAAUAUGCAGCCAUGUCAAAGGUGCCUUUCCAGUCCUUUAAAAGAGUACGGUGAACUAUCCUAUCUGUACGAUUAAUGCUUUGUUAUGCCACUCAAGCUCCUGGUGAAUUUUUCAUAGCACAAAAUUACUAAUAUGUAAAAUGCUUGCUUGUGCAUUUAGCUUUUCAGACAACUUGUUAUAUAUGUGGACUAACAUGGUCAGUCAUUUUCAGUAUAGUAUUAAAAAUGUGACAGAUUGUUGUUAGAAAGGCUUUAUUCACUCAGAAUUCACACAGGGUCUCCAAGAGCCUCAGCUUUUCAGUCACAAUCACAGUUUAGCACUAACAUUAGGUAAAUAGCUCUCUUCUGUGUCACUUAAUUCCUUUUAUUUGCCAAGCAGAUCGUUAAUUUGAUUGGAGCAGUAGCAGUGUAUAUUCCCUUGCUACCACCCAGGGCUAACAACUUUUCACUUAAACGGGUAGAAAGGAUGAGACUUCACCCUGAGGAACAAAAUGCACCAUUGACAACUAUGUAAAUAAACAUGCUUUGCUCCUUUGGGCCACA
Electrophorus electricus (electric eel) is the source of this 2737-nucleotide messenger RNA. It is a transcript of the gene klhl36, whose product is annotated as kelch-like family member 36. NCBI's taxonomy places the organism in Eukaryota, Metazoa, Chordata, Actinopteri, Gymnotiformes, Gymnotidae. The record is from RefSeq and is a predicted model, not a curated record. Gene Ontology annotation, molecular function: cullin family protein binding.